AUGGCAUCGUCACUCUCCGAGGCUCUAGAGAAAGUCCACCUUGAGGAUGUCCCCUCGAAACCAAAACAUCUCGACGAGCGAGACGACACGGAAGAAGAAGACGAAGAUAUCGAAGACACAGGUCCGUCGGCUCCAUUCCGCUUCUUCGACCUCCCGUCGGAGAUCCGUCUGCGCAUCUACUCGUUCGUCCUCUUCACUCCGCGGCGAAAGAGGGCCCUCCGUCCCAACGGGAGUGUCGGCGCAUCCUCGAAGAAUCCGCCUAUAUCGCCCUCAUCGCAUCGCAUUGCACUCUUCCUCGUGUCACGACGCAUGCACGAUGAAGCCACUCAUUAUUUCUACUCGCAUCUCAUCUUCCGUCUCUUCCCCAUUCAAGAUUACUGUCGCACGCCAACCGUCCGCUUCAUCCCGUACACGUACCUCCCUUCCAUUACCUCCGCCGAGUUGAUCUUGGGCUCCAGCUGGACCGACCCCCCUCAAUCAUGGAUCGUCAAUCGUGGUCUGGGCUUGGAGGAGAUGACCGGUCUCCACACGUUGCGAGUCUUUAUCGAGUGCGAUCCUUCUCACCCCGUGUUCGAGGGGUUCCGCAUAUCCAAAAACUUCUACACGGACUUCGCUGGUGGGCUCUUGCAACAGGUCCUCAAGAGGCUGCCGAAUCUGGUCAAUGUCGAGUUCGAUGGGAAUCCCUCUGUCCGUAAGAGUGACGACUUGAUGAGGCGUCUACUCCAUGAGACUCGGGCCGCGAAGAAAAAGAUUAUGUGGGGACCUCAACGGGGAUGGACUGCUUCCGAUGCAGAUGAAGGGCUGCCGAAACCCAUGGUCUACGAGCUCACUUCAACAAAGCGAACAGUGUCGUCACGGAACGUUCCGUUGUUGAAAUGA
This is a messenger RNA of Aspergillus terreus NIH2624, 879 nucleotides long. RefSeq lists its product as uncharacterized. The record is from RefSeq and is a predicted model, not a curated record. Bases 1 to 879 code for a protein of 292 amino acids. The transcript has a single exon. NCBI's taxonomy places the organism in Eukaryota, Fungi, Ascomycota, Eurotiomycetes, Eurotiales, Aspergillaceae.